Staurois parvus is the source of this 6280-nucleotide messenger RNA. NCBI's taxonomy places the organism in Eukaryota, Metazoa, Chordata, Amphibia, Anura, Ranidae. The record is from the annotation of a GenBank genome assembly.
AUGCUGGGCAAACUUAUCCCACAAGGCUCAAAUGAGGGCCAUGUUCCUUAUGAGGAUCCUGGCAAGAGGAACCUGGUGCAGGAGGUGUCCAUUAAGGAACCGCGACUGUUCAAUCGUGGUGGUGACGUGAAGAUUGCCGCCCUGGACUGCGGCCUGAAAUACAACCAGAUCCGCUGCUUGUGCCAGAGAGGGGCCGAGGUGACCGUACUGCCCUGGGACUCUUCGAUCAGCAGUGCAGACUUCGAUGGGCUCUUCCUCAGUAAUGGCCCUGGAGAUCCGCUCUUCUGCCAGGAGUCCGUCCAGAACAUCCGACGCUUCAUGAACGAAGACCAACCAAAGCCGGUGUUUGGGAUCUGUCUUGGGCACCAGAUUCUUGUCCUGGUCAUCGAGGCCAAGACCUACAAGAUGAAGUAUGGGAACCGAGGCCACAACCAGCCAUGUAUCCAUGAGGGCUCCCGGAGAUGCUUCAUCACCUCUCAGAUCAUGGCUAUGCCGUCGACCCCAAAACCUUACCAGAUGCUGGUCACCACUCUUCACCAAUGCCAAUGAUGAGUCCAACGAGGGCAUCGUUCAUGACUCCAAACCGUUCUUCAGUGUGCAGUUCCACCCUGAGCAUCGUGCUGGCCCCAUGGACUUGGUGUGUUUGUUUGACGUCUUCUUGGACACUGUGAGGGAGUUGAAGGCUGGGAAAGUUGAAGUCGUCACAGUGAAGCAGCGGCUGAAUGAUCUCCUCACAUACAAGGACUCUCCCACGGAGUCGGAGCUGAUUUCCUGCAGACCUCGUAAAGUGCUGAUCCUGGGCUCUGGGGGACUCUCUAUUGGCCAGGCCGGGGAGUUUGACUAUUCGGGAUCCCAUGCCAUUAAAGCACUGAAGGAGGAAAACAUCCAGACGGUGCUGAUUAACCCCAAUAUUGCCACGGUGCAGACCUCCAAGGGGCUUGCGGACAAGGUGUACUUCCUUCCAAUCACGGCGGAGUAUGUAACACAGGUAAUAAAGAACGAGAGGCCAGAUGGCAUUCUCCUGACGUUUGGCGGUCAGACAGCUCUGAACUGCGGGGUGGAGCUGACGAAACGUGGGGUGCUGGUGAAGUAUAAUGUGCGUGUCCUGGGCACCCCAGUGAAGUCCAUUGAGAUGACGGAAGAUCGGAAGAUCUUCGUGGAGAAGAUGGAGGAGAUUGGGGAACAUGUGGCACCAAGUGAGGCUGCCUUCUCGCUAGAGCAGGCUCAGGCUGCCGCAGACCGUCUGGGGUACCCGGUCUUGGUACGUUCGGCCUACGCACUGGGUGGACUGGGCUCUGGUUUUGCCAACACAAAAGAGGAGCUGACUUCCCUGGUGUGCCAAGCCUUUGCCCACACAACGCAGGUCCUGGUGGACAAAUCGCUGAAGGGAUGGAAGGAGAUUGAGUAUGAGGUGGUGAGAGACGCCUACAACAACUGCGUAACGGUGUGUAACAUGGAGAACGUGGACCCUCUAGGUAUCCACACCGGAGAGUCCAUAGUGGUGGCGCCCAGCCAGACACUGAACGACCACGAGUACAACAUGCUACGCAACACUGCCAUCAAGGUGAUCCAGCACCUGGGCAUCGUGGGAGAGUGUAACAUCCAGUAUGCGCUGAACCCGCAGUCUGAGCAGUAUUACAUCAUCGAGGUAAAUGCGCGGCUCUCCCCGCAGCUCCGCCCUGGCAAGCAAGGCCACCGGAUAUCCCCUGGCAUAUGUGGCGGCCAAACUGGCAUUGGGAAUCCCUCUUCCAGUUCUCAGGAACUCGGUCACCAACUCCACUACAGCUAACUUUGAACCCAGCUUGGAUUACUGCGUGGUGAAAGUCCCCCGCUGGGAUCUUAGCAAAUUCCUGCGAGUCAGCACCAAGAUUGGCAGCUCCAUGAAGAGUGUUGGUGAGUACAUAGGUUGGGUCAGGGGCGGACUGACAACUCAUGGGCCCCCGGGCAAUAGGAAAUCAUGGGGCCACUGUGUCCUUGCCCACAUUCAAACCACACCCAGAGCUGGAGACCCCCACGGACAAGCGGAUAUUUGUGCUGGCAGCAGCGCUGCGGGCAGGAUACACCAUCGAACGCCUGUACGAACUAACGAAGAUCGACCGCUGGUUCCUCCACAAAAUGAAGAACAUCACCGACCACGUUUCCACAUUGGAGUCCUGCCAGGACAAGACCACCAUGACCCGGGAUGUACUUCUCCGCGCCAAACAGCUGGGCUUCUCCGACAAGCAGGUGGCGAUGGCUGUGCAGAGCACGGAGCUCGCCGUCCGGAAGUUGAGGCAGGAAUGGCAGAUUCUGCCGGUGGUGAAGCAGAUUGACACGGUGGCCGCUGAGUGGCCGGCACAGACCAAUUACCUGUACCUGACCUACAACGGCACGCAGCACGACCUACAAUUUGAGGAGCCGCACGUCAUGGUGAUCGGCUCCGGUGUCUACCGCAUCGGCAGCAGCGUGGAGUUUGACUGGUGUGCGGUGGGCUGUAUCCAGGAAUUGCGCAAGAUGGGCUUCAAGACAAUCAUGGUGAAUUAUAACCCGGAGACGGUCAGCACCGACUAUGACAUGUGCAACAGACUCUACUUUGACGAGAUCUCCUUUGAGGUGGUGAUGGACAUCUAUGAGCUGGAGAACCCCGAGGGGAUCAUCCUGUCCAUGGGGGGCCAGCUACCCAACAACAUAGCCAUGUCCCUGCACCGACAGCAGUGCCGUGUCCUGGGCACCUCGCCUGACUCCAUCGACUCUGCCGAAAACCGCUUCAAGUUCUCCCGUCUGUUGGACACCAUCGGGAUCAGCCAACCGCAGUGGAAGGAGCUGUCUGAUAUGGAGUCUGCCCUGCAGUUCUGUAACUCGGUGGGGUUCCCCUGCGUGGUGCGCCCGUCCUAUGUUCUGAGUGGGGCGGCGAUGAAUGUUGCCUAUUGCGACGAAGAUCUGGAGAAAGUUCUCAGCAACGCCGUGGCUGUGUCCAAAGAACAUCCUGUAGUCAUCUCCAAAUUCAUCCAGGAAGCCAAGGAGAUAGAUGUGGAUGCCGUGGCCUGUGAUGGGGUGGUGGUAGCCAUCGCUAUCUCUGAGCAUGUUGAGAAUGCCGGAGUCCACUCUGGAGAUGCCACACUGGUCACUCCUCCUCAGGACAUCACCCCGAAAACCCUGGAGAGGAUCAAAGCCAUCAUCCAUGCGGUGGGGCUAGAGCUCCAGGUGACCGGACCCUUCAACCUGCAGCUCAUUGCCAAGGAUGACCAGCUGAAAGUGAUAGAGUGCAAUGUCCGAGUCUCUCGCUCCUUCCCAUUCGUCUCCAAAACGUUGGGGGUGGACAUGGUGGCUCUGGCCACACAGGUGAUCAUGGGAGAAGAGGUUGAGCCAGUUGGACUAAUGACGGGGACAGGAAUUGUGGGUGUGAAGGUGCCUCAGUUCUCCUUCUCUCGGUUGGCCGGAGCAGAUGUGGUUCUCGGGGUGGAGAUGACCAGCACGGGUGAGGUGGCCUGCUUCGGAGAGAACCGUUAUGAAGCCUAUCUGAAGGCCAUGCUGAGUACCGGCUUCAAGAUUCCACAGAACAACAUUCUGUUGACCAUUGGGAGCUACAAGAAUAAGAGUGAGCUCCUGCCCACUGUGCGGGCCCUGGAGAGCCUCGGGUACAGCCUGUAUGCCAGUCUUGGCACCGCCGACUUCUAUACUGAACAUGGAAUCAAGAUUAAGGCGAUGGAUUGGGUCUUUGAAGAUCCAGACAGUGAUGGACCCACGAAGGAGAAGCAGAGGAGCAUUAUGGACCAUCUGUCCGAGAACCACUUCGAUCUGGUUAUCAACCUAUCCAUGAGAAAUUCUGGUGGUCGCAGGCUUUCCUCCUUUGUCACCCGCGGGUACCGCACUCGCCGCUUGGCUGUAGAUUACUCCGUUCCCCUGAUCAUUGACAUCAAGUGCACCAAACUGUUUGUUGAGGCUCUGCGUCAGAUUGGAGCCUUCCCUCCCGUGAAGACCCACGUGGACUGUAUGACCUCCCAGAAGCUCAUCCGUCUUCCAGGUCUGAUUGAUGUACAUGUACAUCUCCGCGAACCUGGUGCCACCCACAAAGAAGACUUCUCUUCUGGCACCGCUGCAGCUCUGGCAGGAGGUGUCACUAUGGUGUGCGCCAUGCCUAACACCAGUCCGGCUAUCACCGAUGCCGCUACCUUCUCCCUGGCUCAGAAGUUGGCAGAGGCUGGUGCCAGAUGUGACUUUGCCCUGUUCCUGGGUGCCUGUUCAGAGAAUGCCGGGUCCCUCUCCUCCAUUGCCAGUUCAGCGGCUGGACUGAAGAUGUAUCUGAAUGACACGUACUCUCAGCUCAAGAUGGACAAUGUCUCUUUGUGGAUGGAGCAUUUUGAGAAGUGGCCGUCUCACUUGCCGAUUGUGGCUCAUGCAGAGAACCAGACUGUUGCAGCAAUUCUGAUGGUGGCUCAGUUGUAUAAGCGGUCGGUGCAUAUCUGCCAUGUGGCUAAGAAGGAAGAGAUCCUGAUCAUUAAGGCUGCCAAGCAGAAAGGCAUCAAAGUUACCUGUGAGGUGGCGCCCCAUCACCUCUUCCUCUGUCUGGAUGACCUUGACCGACUGGGGGACAAGAGAGGGCAAGUACGUCCCAUGCUGGGGACCAGAGAGGACAUGCAGGCCUUGUGGGACAACCUGGACAUCAUAGACUGCUUUGCCACCGAUCAUGCCCCCCACUCUGUGGAGGAGAAAGAAGGGCCAAACCCUCCCCCUGGGUAUCCUGGCCUGGAGACUAUGCUUCCCCUACUGCUCACUGCUGUCAGCGAGGGACGACUGAUGAUAGAUGACAUAAUCAAGCGCCUAUAUGACAACCCUCGCAAAAUAUUCUCGCUGCCAGUCCAAGAGAAUACCUAUAUCGAGGUGGAUUUGGAACAUGAGUGGGUUGUCCCAAAGUCUAUGCAGUUCACCAAAUCCAAGUGGACUCCGUUUGAGGGAAUGAAGUUGAAGGGAGCUGUGCGUAGAGUUGUCCUGCGGGGUGAAGUUGCGUACAUUGAUGGACAGGUCCUCGUGCCGGCUGGUUACGGUCAGGAUGUCCGGAAGUGGACUCUUCCACUGGCUACUCAGACUGUUCCCGCCCAGAAUAAAAGUGAAGCCAUUCGGAGCCGGGCUCCCAGCCCACGGAGAGCUGCCCCUGCUGCUGAUCCCCGCUUCCAUCUGCCACCAAGAAUCCACCGCUCCUCUGACCCCGGCCUACCAGGUGAGGUGAUGCCAUGCACUAACCUUCAUCACGCUGUAUUUUCAGAUCUGUCGUCUAUUCAGGAUGGUUAUUCCUACCCGCCUCCCAUCCCCCGGCUCAUGUCCCCUCAGAACAUGGCGAUACAGAGUAUCCCCCAUGUACAGACCUCACCUCUCCUCCACCCCCUCAUUGGACAACACAUCCUGUCCGUCAGACAGUUCUCCAAGGACCAGAUGUCCCACCUGUUCAACGUGGCUCACACACUGCGAAUGUUGGUACAGAAAGAGCGGAGCGUCGAUAUAUUGAAGGGUAAGGUCAUGGCCUCCAUGUUCUUCGAGGCCAGUACGCGGACCAGCAGUUCCUUUGCAGCAGCCAUGCAGCGUCUGGGAGGGUCAGUGCUCACUUUCUCAGAGACGACAUCAUCCUCCCAGAAGGGCGAAUCUUUGACAGAUUCUGUGCAGACGAUGAGCUGUUACUCAGACGUUCUGGUGGUGAGACACCCCGGAGCCGGGAGCGGUGGAGCUGGCCGCCAAACACUGCCGCAAGCCGGUCAUAAAUGCUGGAGAUGGGGUAGGGGAGCACCCAACACAGGCACUGCUGGAUAUAUUCACCAUACGGGAGGAGCUAGGGACUGUCAAUGGGAUGACUAUCACCAUGGUUGGGGAUCUGAAGCACGGCCGUACGGUUCAUUCUUUGGCCUGCCUCCUCACCCAAUACCGUGUUAACCUGAGGUAUGUCACACCACGCAGCUUGAGGAUGCCCUCUAAGAUCAUCCACUUUGUGGCUUCCAAAGGAAUCAAACAGGAAGAGUUUGACAGCAUUGAGGAGGCUCUGCCAGACACGGAUGUCCUCUACAUGACCCGCAUACAGAAAGAACGGUUUGACAGCAAGGAGGAGUAUGACCGGUGCUUUGGCCAGUUUAUCCUCACCCCACACAUCAUGACCCGGGCCAAGAAGAAGAUGGUGGUCAUGCACCCAAUGCCACGAGUUAAUGAGAUCAGCUUUGAAGUAGAUUCGGAUCCUCGCGCCGCCUACUUCCGCCAGGCUGAGAAUGGUAUGUUCGUACGUAUGGCGCUACUGGCCACGGUCCUGGGGAAGUAUUGA